AUGGUGAAUCACUCCGCCAUGGCUCCUGAGUCUUCUGUGGUUGACCUUCAGUCAACCUCAAAGGCUAUCCAGCGACAGGAUACCUCGCAGUCUGUCCAACGACAGGAUACUUCACAAUCUGUCCAGCAAAAGGAUACCUCACAUGCUGCCCAGAAAGAAGAACUCAAUGCGGAUUAUGACGUCGGAACCAAGAUCUGGGAAGCUAUCAAGGAGAUACCCAUCAUCUUAAGCAAAGAUGAACUCUCGUGGCCCGAAGACAUGUCCAGCCUGGCUGCUGAGCUUGAUGUUCUGGGGACGAUACAGAACGAGAACAGGGAUCACAAUAUGCAGCACAACGGCAAUAUUGAGAUUCUGAAUACACUUCCUAUGGCUCAUCCGGGCAUCGUUCCCAACAACCGUCAAGCCCUGGAGGUAAAUGCAAGCCAAGACGCCCAACAAGACUUCUCAUCUCAGACACAAUACUAUGCACAGUGUCCCUCCAUGUAUGGUGUCCAAGGAUUCGCCGCCACAGCGCUUGGCGCUCCAGCGCAGCCAGUCACUCAAGGAUAUCCAGUCCAUCAGGUGUAUUCAACGCCCCAGCUUUAUCCAGGCCACCAGAAUUGUAUGCCUGUGGCAGCAGACCGGAAUCUUCAACCCAUCCAGAACAAUCACCUCGGCCAGGCUCCCCAGGUAAUUCAGAGCAACCAGGUCAGCCAGGGCAACCCUUACCAGAGAAACCCCUACCAGAGCAACCUUUACCAGAACAACCCGUUCCAGAACAACGAGUUCAGCCAGAGCAACCAGCUCCAGAGCAACCAGCUCCAGAACAACCAGCUCCAGAACAACCAGCUCCAGAACAACCAGCUCCAGAGCAGCCAGCUUCACCCGAACGGUCAGCUAGUUCAGGCUCCCCCAGCCAGCUCGAGCAGAGACAACACUUUCAGCAGGGAGUGGUUUGAAUCAGAUCGGCGAAUCCAGCAAAGCAACGUCCAUGGAGAAUAG
Molecule: messenger RNA, 981 nt
Organism: Diaporthe amygdali
Lineage: Eukaryota; Fungi; Ascomycota; Sordariomycetes; Diaporthales; Diaporthaceae
Exons: 3
Coding region: 1-981 (326 amino acids)
Source: RefSeq, a predicted model, not a curated record